This is a messenger RNA of Carassius gibelio (silver crucian carp), 2777 nucleotides long. RefSeq names its product sialin-like. The coding region runs from base 257 to 1783 and encodes 508 amino acids. The transcript has 11 exons. NCBI's taxonomy places the organism in Eukaryota, Metazoa, Chordata, Actinopteri, Cypriniformes, Cyprinidae. Gene Ontology annotation, molecular function: transmembrane transporter activity. The record is from RefSeq and is a predicted model, not a curated record. Gene Ontology annotation, biological process: transmembrane transport; monoatomic anion transport.
AAACAGAAUCUGCGGUUGACUGUCUUGGAAUGCGGCGUUAGAGUGAGGCACUGAUGUUUCCCGGUGUAUUAAAGUUUAUAGAAGUUAUUAAAACGGUUUGUAUGGCCAUGGAGGGGUUGAAAACGAAUGAUCUUUUUUAAGCAUCCAGCGGUUGAAUCUGACAUCUGUUUAGGAGGCAUGUUAAUGGUUUUGUGGAUGUCAUAGUCAUACUUUAACUCAAGUUCAGUCCAAAACUUACACAUUGACCUUAGCAAUAAUGGUACUACAAGAGGGUUACUCCAUUAACUCAACCGUGGAUGACCAGGACUGUGACACUGCACCACUUUUAGAGAAGGAAAUUGAAAAAAUCAAAGCGCAUCCCAAAUGCUGCUCUGUACGAUGCAAUCUGGCUGCUAUGAUGUUCUUUGGCUUUGCUGUGGUCUAUGGUCUACGUGUAAAUCUCAGUGUUGCUAUGGUUGCUAUUGUUAAUGGAACCCUUAACCAGUCGUCCUCCAAUAGCAAUAUAUCAAAUGAGUGUCCAGUACCCACCCAUACACUUGACAACAACAGCCAAAGUUCAGAACAGCCAGAAGGGAUUCCAAGAUACUCAUGGGAUUCCGAGACGCAGGGAAUGCUGCUCGGUGCUUUCUUUUUUGGAUACCUGUUUACUCAGAUCCCGGGAGGCUACCUAUCAGGACGCUUUGGAGGAAGCCUGUUCCUUGGUGGUGGUGUGCUUGGAACAGCCGUCCUCACUCUCCUCACUCCACUGUCAGCACAACUUGGAGCCAAGUGGCUGUUUGCUUUGCGUGCACUGGAGGGAUUUGGGGAGGGUGUGACUUUUCCUGCUAUGAUGGCGAUGUGGGCCCGCUGGGCUCCUCCAUUGGAGAGGGCUCGUUUGAUGACGUUCUCAAGUGCAGGCUCUAGCUUUGGUGCCUUUGUGGCUCUUCCUCUCACUGGCCUCAUCUGCCAUAGUCUGGGGUGGCCAGCAGUCUUCUACUCCUGUGGUGGUGCAGGGUGCCUUUGGGCAGUGUUUUGGUUUAUCUUGGUGUCAGAUGAACCCCGAACUCACCCAAGAAUUAGUGACGGAGAGAAAGAUUACAUAAUUAACUCACUAGGUUCACAGGGCAAGCCUCAUGGUUGGUCAGUGCCUGUAUUAUCUAUGCUGUUCUCUGUGCCUCUUUGGGCCAUAAUCAUCCCCCAGAUGUGCUCUAACUGGUCUUAUUACACUCUCCUCACCUCACUUCCUACCUACAUGGACACUGUGCUCCACUUUGAUUUGCAACAGAAUUCAUUCCUGUCUGCUCUGCCUUAUCUGGCUGGAUGGCUUUUCUCAGUGGGCUCAGGUGUGCUGGCAGACAACCUCCUGGAGAGGGAGCUCCUAAGUGUCACAGCUGUCCGAAAAAUCUUUACUUUCAUUGGUUUGUUUCUUCCUGCUGUCUUCUUGGUCGCUGUAGGCUUCACUGGUUGUAGUGGUGUGUUGGCCGUGACUUUUCUCACUUUGUCCAGUGCACUCGGGGGUUUCAGUGCUGCUGGUGUCUACAUUAACCAGAUUGACAUUGCUCCACGGUACGCAGGUACACUUCUAGGAAUCACAAACACUUUUGGGACCAUCCCUGGUGUUCUUGCACCAAUUGUUGUGGGUUACAUGACCAGAGAUCACUCAGUUACAGGAUGGAGACAUGUGUUCUGGUUGUCAGCAGGGGUGAGCGCCUUCGGAGCCAUCUUUUACGUGAUCUUUGGCACUGGAAAGAUUCAGAGCUGGGCAAGGACAGAUGAGGAGUCAGACACAGACAUACACACUUAAACAUUCCAGCUGACCAAUUCAUAAGGAUAUGAUGACUCUGCCUUUGAACUUUAUGCUAUACUCAAAACAUAUGCUACCAGUCAAAGGUUUAGACAAAGCUUAGAAAAACAUAAAAUGUACCUACUUUAUAACUUUUUUUAAUGGACCAAACAGUAAUAUUAUUGGUCACUACAUAAUUCCCAUACUUUAAUAUGCAUUAUUUUAUAUUUUUUUAAUACCACUAUUAAAAAAUGGGUAAAUAGCAAAAAUAAUUAAUUAAUUAAAGUAUUAAUUGUACUUUAUUACAGAGUUUUAAAGGAAAAAAAAUUGAAGUGCCUUAUGAAGUGUAGUUUAUCAGUCUACCAAUAGUUUACUCAUUGCUUAAUGAUUCCGUUAAUGAUAAUACAGUGGAAAGGAGAAUUCAGAGUAAUUCCAUUUCUUAUUCUCAUUACUUUUUUGAUAAAGUAUACUCAGGACUUUGUGCUAUCUUUCAAACAAAUGUAACAGUGCAUGUAAAUGUGUAACAGUGGUGAAACAUUUAGGAGUUUCACUUUUUUUUUAUUACAUUUAAAAAUACUUCCUAAUAAGCACGUUAAUUCAUUAAUGAAAAUAUCCAUUUGGUACCAAUGUUGUUUAUGUCAUUUUAAACUGGCUAAUGAAGUAACUGUUUAUUUUAUCAUUCAAUUAAGCACUCAGGCCACUUAACUUUUUCAUGAAAACCAUGUUUUGUUACAAUUUUACUGACAGAUACAGUCUGUUCAUAUUUACUGGAAUAGGCCAGACAGGGAACAUUAUUAUUUUAAACCUUUCUUUGAAACUUGAAAUGUUUAAUGAAUUUUGAUGAAGUUUUGAUGAUUGCAAUAAAAAAUUUCAAUUAAUGUUUGUUUAAAACACUCAAAGAAAAAGGAAAAACUUUUCACUAAAAAAUGUCAGGUAUUACUUAUAUAUAUAUAAUAAGUCAUAUUCAUUUCUGAUUUUGAUCAUUCUCAAUAAAUACAGUGGUAUAUUUACUGUA